Messenger RNA from Episyrphus balteatus (marmalade hoverfly), 591 nucleotides. It is a transcript of the gene mRpL27, whose product is annotated as 50S ribosomal protein L27. Gene Ontology annotation, molecular function: structural constituent of ribosome. The record is from RefSeq and is a predicted model, not a curated record. Gene Ontology annotation, biological process: translation. Lineage: Eukaryota; Metazoa; Arthropoda; Insecta; Diptera; Syrphidae. The transcript is spliced from 3 exons. Gene Ontology annotation, cellular component: ribosome; mitochondrial large ribosomal subunit. Bases 104 to 535 code for a protein of 143 amino acids.
AUCUGUUUUGUAAAAAAAGAAAAAACUAAAAAAUUAACCAAAUUUCUUGUAUAUUUUUUUUUCUUCUACAUCGGUCGAUUAUUUUUACAAAUUUUCUUCGAUAAUGGCUAUGACAAUUCUUCAAAAACUCUCCUUGCAAUGUCUCAAAACAGAACAACCACUUUUAACAACUGUCCGAAAUGCUAGCAAAAAAACCGGAGGCAGUUCGCGUAACAAUCCAAAACAUCCGCGACCAAAACAUCGUGGUUGGCGUGUACAAGAUGGUUGGUAUGUUGCCCAAGGAACGAUAUUAGCUACACAAAGGACAACAAGAUUUCAUCCUGGAUUAAAUGUUGGUUUUGGACGCAAUGGAACUCUGUUUGCCAUGGAACAUGGAAAAGUUUACGUAACUUGCGAAAAAUUAGAUCCCAAUUGGGAUCACACUUGGGUACAGCGUCAUUAUGCUGGACGAAUGGAUCAACAAAUUCAUAAGAAAUUCUUUAAUGUCAUUACCGAGAAGCAACAUCAACGUUUUAAGUUGAUUGAUGAGAUUUAAGUUUAAGAAAAAUAAAAAAAGAGAAUACAAAAUUGAAAAGGUAACUUUUUAUUCAA